This is a messenger RNA of Oncorhynchus nerka (sockeye salmon), 7359 nucleotides long. RefSeq lists its product as uncharacterized. Lineage: Eukaryota; Metazoa; Chordata; Actinopteri; Salmoniformes; Salmonidae. The coding region runs from base 2530 to 3720 and encodes 396 amino acids. The record is from RefSeq and is a predicted model, not a curated record. The transcript is spliced from 3 exons.
UCUCUAUUACCUAAAUGUAUUGGACUGUAGGGAGAGGCAAUAGAUUUAUCUGAGAGUAGCACUCUCUCUGAGGGGCUGUGUUUUCUCCCCCCUACUGAUAUCUCCUGAGUAAAUGUAUGCCGUAAAUCUGCUCUUAGUCCUGCUCUUGAACCCUCUGGGUCUCCAGAAGCUUAGCAAGCCAGAAGGCAAUGGGGAGUAUGGUGUGCUGUUCUGUUUCAUGAGUAAAACUGUGUGAAUUGUGACGUGAGUGAAACUGUGUAAAUUGUGAAUUGUGAGUAAAACUUGGGCUACAUUUGAUUUGACCUAAAUAGGCCCAACAACUAUCUGCAGUAGUUGUAGGGCCUACAGAUGUUGUCUACAGUUUGAUUCAGUUUGACACUAUGAUCGACAGUAUCAUUGCAUUACAAAUCUAUUACUGAACGUUAAUAACUCCACCUACAUGUACAUAGUACCUCAAUUACCUUGACACUGGUGCCCUCGCACAUUGACUCUGUACCGAUACCCCCUGUAUAUUGCCCCGGCAUUGUCUUUUACUGCUGCUCUUGAAUUGUUUUUCUUAUCUUUUUUUUUUGUUGUUGGUAUUUUCUUAAAACUGCUUUGUUGGUUAAGUGCCUGUAAGUAAGCAUUUCGCUGUAAGGUCUACUACACCUGUAGUAUUCGGAACAUUUGAUUUAAUUUCAUUUACUGGACUUUAUAAGCUGGGUGGUUCGAACCCUGAAUGCUGAUUGGCUGAAAGCCAUGGUAUAUCAGACCGUAUAUCAAGGGUAUGACAUAACAUGUAUUUUUACUGCUCUAAUUACGUUGGUAACUAGUUUAUAACAGCAAUAAGGCACCUCGGGGGUUUGUGGUAUAUGACCAAUAUACCACAGCUUAACGCUGUAUCCAGGCACAUAACAGCCCUUAGCCGUGUUAUAUUGGCCAUAUUCCACACCCCCUCGGGCAUUAUUGCUUAAGUGUACUGUGAGAGAUGUUUUUCAUGCACGCACAGUAUUAGGCAAGCUUUUUUUCAACAUACAUACCACACUGACUGAGAUGGACAACUUCAUAUUACUCACCCAAAAGUUUCUCAAUCCUAAUGGUGGAAGGUAGGUAACCUAGCGGUUAAGAAUGUCGAGCCAGUGACUGAAAGGUUGCUGGUUCAAAUCCUUGGCCGAAUAGGUGAAUAAUCUGCCAAUGUGCCCUUGAGGCAAGGCACUUAGCCAUAUUUUCUCCUGUAAGUCGCUCUAGAUAAGAGUAUCUGUUAAGUCACGUAAAUGUAAAAUGUACCAAACACAACUCAAUCACUGCCUAAACUGCUCAAGCAAAAGGUUUACUUGUAUACUUUUGGUCAUCUCUUUGUCAAUAUGCUCCACAGAAUUCUUAAAAAAAAAACUUUAAUCACUUAACCGUUUCACUUAUUUUGAAAGUGUCUGAAUUAUUCAUUAUUUUUUUUCUCAUUCUGCUCCUUUUUAUCUAAUAGUAAAAAAGGAGCAUGCCCUAAAUGCUUGAAGACAACACUCAGUCUUCGCUUUUGAUCGACUACUACACUGUACUAUACUAUAUUAUAUUGUACUAUGCUAUACUAUGUUAUACAGUACUAUGCAAUACAAUACUGUACUAUAUUAUACUGUACUAUGCUUUACUAUAUUAUACAGUACUAUGCAAAACAAUACUGUACUAUAUUAUACUAUACUAUAGUAUACAGUACUAUAUUAUUCUGCUAUACCAUAUUAUACAAUACUAUGGUAUUCUAUAUUAUACUGUGCUAUGAAAUACAAUACUGUAUUAUACUAUAUUAUACUGUACUAUGCUAUACUAUAUUAUACAGUACUAUGCAAUGCAAUACUGUACUAUAUUAUACUAUACUAAACCCAAAGGAGCAGUAGGCUACUGCAAUGUCUGAAUAAGCCUCAUUCACUCAUAAGCCCAUGGUUAAGUCCAUGCCUGUCUGCCUCUUUCUUUACUAUCUAAGACACAGCUAACCGACAUAGAGCUGUGUAAACAGAAAAGCUUUUAGAAGUCCUGCAGACUGUGACACUCACCUCUCAACACAUUGACAGGGCCCAGACAGCCAGUGCAACAGAAGUGAUAUCACGCCCCUGUCAUUGCUUAGAGACCGCAUGUUUGAGCCUAUGGUUGCCACUGUGAGGGAGACAUGUUUAUUACCUUGGCAACCACUUGUACAACAAUACAGUCCCAUCCCCUCUGUAUACCUGACAAUGUUAUUGUUGAAUCCCAAAAGUUAAUGCAAUCUGUUCUCUAAACUAUGAAGAAUAUGAAUUAAAUUUGAAAACAAUUUGAAGUGUCUGUUUAGGGUUGUGUGGCUAUAGAAGUUUCCUAGGAGAGAAUGGUUAAACUUUUCAAGAAGUCUGUCUUUUUCUAGUGACAUCUCGGAUCUCAGGACAAUUCUUCUGGAAUGCAGCACUCUGGGAAUGUUCCCGAGAUGGAUUGAAGAAUGACAAGAGGCCUGGAUUGCACAUCACAAGUGUCAGAAGGAUCUGACCAGCAUCCAGCCCUACCACGGUGCUGCUCGGUGGAAAAGCACGAGCCAUGGAUAACCUGUACACGUGCCUCAAGAGAGAGAUAGCCUCCUUCCAGGACCAUGUCCAGCAAUGUAAACACUCCUUCAACAUGGACACUCUUCACCCAGUCUUGAGUGCCCUAACCACAAAGCAGCAGGAUGAAAUCCACACCUUGAAGCAGCUGCGGGUCCUCCUCUCCAAGAUUCAAGAGGAGCCUGCGGUGGCAGUCAGUGGCUACAGCGACUCGGAAAUAAAGCGUUGCAUCACCUGGCUUCUCUCUUUCGUAGAAUAUCUCAGCGCCAUGAAAGAGACCUUUGACGAGAAAGUGGUAGUCCCUCUCUGCGAGAACCUGUACGUAACUGAGGAAGACGAGAGCACUGUCGCUUCUUCUGAUCAGACUGUCCCUUUCACCUCUGACCCUCAAAGCCCGCCCCAUACAUCUGUGACUAAGGUGGCCAAUGAGCUCCUUGUUCUCCGACGCAGAUGGGCUUUGAUGCUCGCCCCUGGUCCAAUCAAGGCAGAGAACUUCAGUCUACUGACCAAUACUGAUGGGGCUGAGCGGUUCACUGAGCGGUUCGCCAACGUCCAAUCGCUUGUACCAGAUAUCCUCUAUAAGAGCUCUAGGGCUGCUCAACUUGCCUAUCAGUGGGUGAACCUGCACCAGUGUGGGCACAGGGGUAGAAGAGUAGGGGCCAGUGGGUUGGAGGUUACCAAGACAGCCCCAAUGAGGUCUACUGGCCAGGAAGCGAGUGAUGAAUAUAUCCUGGUGGAGGUAGAAAGGAGAGGGGAGGGAAUGGCCGGAGAGGCCCAAGCCAGACUGAUGGAGUCUAGGAUGGAGCUCAUGGCUUUGGCCGGGAAAGAGCAUAGGGUGCUAUCUCUGGAGGUGAGGUUAGAGAAGGCCACCUACAGGAUCCAGGACCUCCAGGCCAAGCUCCGACAGGAGAGGUUGAUGGUAGAAAGUGGGGCCCAGCAGGAGGCCAGCGAUGUGGGGGAAAGGAAGACAGAGGAGCUGGUCCUCAACCCAGGGCUAGAGCUGGAGAGGAGACUGAGGAUGGAAAGGUACCAUCAGAAGAUACUUCUGGGAGACCUGCUGAUGGAGCUUAAGAUUCGCCCAGUUCUCAUACGCUACACUGAUAUGGUGAGGGAUCGAUGCAAACAGCAGGAGGAGACACUACAGGCCAUAGAUGGCAAAGUCGCUCUGGAUAAGAGCGUCUGCUAAAUGACUUAAAUGUAAAUGUAAUGGGUACCAGGUUCCCUUCAAAGCCUGAGAGCCUCAACCUCUCCAAACAGUGAAUCCAUCUUCUCUAGCCUGUUGUCCCUCACAUAGACACCCCGCAAGAGACACUCAUCCUGGUGUACAAGUCUAGGCUGCCUCCUGCUCAUACUCCCAGGGUUGAAGGAGUCCUUCAUCCCUGGGCCUCCAGAUGGACAUUCAACCCAACAAAUGGAUUGUUGCCUGGGGGAUGCAUCCUAAUGAAUCCUGGACAAUGCUCCAGCCUCACAUCAGGCCCCUCAGAAGUGAUACCACCCAUAUUUGAUUUAGUUUCUUAGUUUAAGUCUUUCUUUUCAUUCCACCUAAUUUAGUCAACGAUACGCACGCACGCACACACACACACACACACACACACACACAGUCAUGUAUGACUGCAAAUUGUGUUUAUUAGUGACUGUCCUUAAUGUAACUACAGUAGUGACUGUCCUUAACCCAGUCUGUAACUACAGUGGUGACUGUCCUUAACCCAGUCUAUAACUACAGUGGUGACUGUCCUUAACACAGUCUGUAACUAUAGUGGUGACUGUCCUUAACCCAGUCUGUAACUACAGAGGUGACUGUCCUAAACGCAGUCUAUAACUACAGUAGUGAAUGUGUUUAACCCAGUCUGUAACUACAGUAGUGACUGUCCUUAACCCAGUCUGUAACUACAGUGGUGACUGUCCUUAACUCUCUGUACACAAGCCAAUACAAGAAAAUAAUGAAUGUCCCAAGAGAGCACAACCCACUUUUUUGUCCUCAUCAUUAAGAAAAAGAACUAUAUAAUUCAUCACCAUGACACAGCUUGCUACGUGUUGCUUGAUGACACAUAGUACAGUACACUUUUACAUAGCACUGAUGAUGAUUCAUCCACACAGAUGGCAUUUGGGUGACCAGAGAGACUGCUAGUUCCAUUCUCCUUACUCAGCAACAUUAUUUAUAUCCCUGCACAAUAAGCUGCCUGUGUAUUUUGGCAUCAGACGCAGGGUCGCCAUGGGUCAGCUCGUAGUUCAAAGGCCUCGUAAAGGCCACAUCAAGCAAAUUGGCUGUGUUGUUUGGGUAAAAGUUAAUUAUAGGGCUGAGAAAUGUGUACACUGUGAGAAGGUUCACACACUCCACAUAUUAUCAUUCAUCUGACCUCAUGGGUCAGGGGACUGACAUUCCAUACAGCAUGUGAAUCAGCAACAAAUGAAUACUUGGUAAACUGUCUGGACUGGUGAGCUAAUUGAGGGGUGGAAACAGUGCUGUAUCUUCAGCUCACCACUGUACUCAAACUUCAGGGAGAAAGACAUUGGUUGGUUAUUGGCAGUCGUUUAUUACAUAAAAAGCUAAAUCUCCACCCAUCUGUCAUUGAACUUGCCUGUGCACAUUGGGGCUUGUCAUGCUUAGUUUUUAUUUUAUUCUAUUUAACCUUUAUUUAACUAGGCAAGUCAGUUAAGAACACAUUCUUAUUUACAAUGACCUGGGCCAAUUGUCCGCCGCCCUAUGGGACUCUCAAUCAUGGUCAGAGACCUGGCCGUGUGGUGCCAGGACAACAACCUCUCCUUCAAUGUGAUCAAGACUAAGGAGAUGAUUGUGGACUACUGGAAAAAGAGGACCGAGCACGCCCCCAUUCUCAUCGACAGGGCUGCAGUGGAGCAGAUUGAGAGUUUCAAAUUCCUUGGUGUCCACAUCACCAACAAACUAACAUGGUCCAAUCACACCAAGACAGCCGUGAAGAGGGCACGAUAAAACCUAUUCCCCCUCAGGAGACUGAAAAGAUUUGUCAUGAAGUCAGAGGUCAGCUUUACAACAGGUAAUAUUACUGCACAUUUCCAACCAGAAGGUAUAACCCCCUCACUCCUAAUCAUAUGAAAUAAUCCCAGGAGAACAUGUAUGACCUCAUCCGGCUGAUGCUUAUACAUUCCACAACUGAUCAUGACCUGUGGCUGUAUAUUCAUAAACUAUUAAGACUGUUCUCAUGUAUGGUAAAAACACCAUACAAAGAAGAGUCCAUAGUAUCCCUUUUCUUAUACACAUUAAGAUGAUAAUUUAAAAUCUCACACUUGCAUAUGCACGUUAUUAUUUUUAUAUAUAUUUGUAACCUUUUACUUAAGUAGGCAAGUCGGUUAAGAACACAUUCGUAUUUACAAUGAAAGCCUAGGAACAGCAGGUUAACUACCUUGUUCAGGGUUAGAACAACAGAUUUUUAUCUCAUCAGCUCAGGGAUUCGAUCUGGCCCAACACUCUAACCACUAGGCUACCUGCCUCCCCAACACUCUAACCACUAGGCUACCUGCCUCCCCAACACUCUAACCACUAGGCUACCUGCCUCCCCAACACUCUAACCACUAGGCUACCUGCCUCCCUAACACUCUAACCACUAGGCUACCUGCCUCCCCAACACUCUAACCACUAGGCUACCUGCCUCCCCAACACUCUAACCACUAGGCUACCUGCCUCCCCAACACUCUAACCACUAGGCUACCUGCCUCCCUAACACUCUAACCACUAGGCUACCUGCCUCCCCAACACUCUAACCACUAGGCUACCUACCUCCCCUACACUCUAACCACUAGGCUACCUGCCUCCCCAACACUCUAACCACUAGGCUACCUGCCUCCCCAACACUCUAACCACUAGGCUACCUGCCUCCCCAACACUCUAACCACUAGGCUACCUGCCUCCCCAACACUCUAACCACUAGGCUACCUGCCUCUCCAACACUCUAACCACUAGGCUACCUGCCUCUCCAACACUCUAACCACUAGGCUACCUGCCACCCCAACACUUUGAGGAUAGGAAGUUACCCCUAGUUUUGUGUUUCCCUUUCUAGUGGUUAGGGUAAGAUAUUGGGGAAGGUAUAAGCUCAUUAUAUACAUGUGCCUAAGGAUCAUUUCAGCACUGAGGAUAUUACUGUAGAACAGUGGCAGUUGGUGCCAUUUAAGAUGUGGGAGGACAGACAUUUGUUUUUUAUGAGCAUAGCCUUAUUUCUAUAAGAGCAUUCUGGAUGACUGCCAUUCAUAUUCCAUUCACCCAGUUCAAUGUAACAUCGGUAGGUUUAGACUACUACGUGAUGCUAGAAUGUUCCCUGUACCCAUCAUGAAGUUGCUACAACCUAGCCUAUGAAUGAAAGUUUACAACGUAGGUGCACAUAGUUUGAGAGAAAAUGUUGAGGUGACAGUUGGUGAUGCAUUCAAUACCACCUUGCACACUCUUGCGUGCAUCUAGGUGAUCUAGGGUGUAAUCAUUAGUCGUUGCAAACUAGAAUUUCUAUUGGGCAAAUGUAUGUUUCUGUCACGCCCUGAUUCUGUUUCACCUGUUCCUGUGAUUCUCUCCACCCCCUCCAGGUGUCGCUUGUUUUCCACAGUGUAUUUAUCCCUGUGUUUCCUGUCUCUCUGUGCCAGUUCGUCUUGUAUGUUAGUCAAGUCAACCAGCGCUCCUUUUCUAUUCUCUUUUUAUAGUCUUCCCGGUUCUGACCCCUGCCUGACUCUGGACUACUUUUCCGCCUGCCUGAUCAUCCUGCCUGCCCUGACCUUGAUUCUGCCUGCCCUUCAGUACCUAUUGGACUCUGAUCUGGUUUUGACCUUUAGCCUGUCCGUGACCAUUCUCUUGCCUUACCCUAUU